CUUCCUGUGGGAAUAAUUCUGGACACUCAGGGAGCCAGGCGGGGACAGCGGGGUUGGCCAGGGCUGCAUUUCAGACGGGGGGCCUCUGGAGGACACCCAUGAAGAAGGGACCCGGCUGCCCGGCCUCUCCUUCCUCUGGGCCCUGCCAUCAUGGCCCUGCAGAGAGGGCCUCUCCUGCUGCUGACCCUCAGCCUGGGCCUGGCCAGUGCCCAGAAGACUCUAGAAGAGGUGCCAGUACAGCCAGGGUUUAAUGCCCACAAGGUGGAUGGACGCUGGCUGACCAUCCAGCUGGCUUCCAGCCGCGCCCACCUGGUCUCCCCAGCCGAUCCCCUGAGGCUCGGCCUCCAUUCCAUCUGGACCCGGGACGAGAACGUGGAGUUCGUCUUGUUCUGGACAGGAGAGGGGGUGUGCAAAGGAAUGAACGUCACCGUCCAUCCAACCGGGCUCCAAGGCCAGUUCCAAGGCUCCCUGGAGGGAGGCGCCAGCAUGCACGUCCGCUUCGUCAGCACGGAUUACAGCAACCUCGUCCUCUACGUCCGCCUGGAGGACGCCGGCGAGGUCACCAGCCUGUGGGCCCUGCUGGCCAGAAGAAUGCUCGGGGACCCCACGUGGCUGGGGAAGUACCUUGAGUACGUUGCCAGAUUCCAGCUGCAGAAAGCUCCCGUCUUCAACCUCGACGCCCGGUGCCCCCCAGCCGAAGCCUAGGUCAGGGCCGCCGGAGACUUCGUGCCCGGUCCUCCUGACCCCUGCCUUCACCUCCCUACGCUCCACCUGCCUUGCUUGCCCCAGUGCCUCCCAAUCCCUCGGCCGCCUGAGGCAGCCCCCCCAGCCUGAGCCCGGCCCCCUGCUUGCCCCCUUCCUGGCCUCUCCCAGCAGGACCCGGGGGCGUGAGAACACUCUGAGUGGCCAGGAGGGGACGGGCAGCCCCCAGAGCUCUGGGCCACAUUGAACGCAGCACUGCAGUGUGGCAGGGGGGCCACCCGGGGAGUCUUCGGGGGCACAACCCCGCUAGGGGUGGGCCGGCGCUCCUCUGACCUGCUUCCACCUGGGUCCUGCUCUGGGACAGCUCCAGAGAGGUGCGCUGGGCCCGGGAGCCAAGCCGCACGUGCCCGGCCAGGUCAGAGAGUGGUGAGUGCGCACAGCACCUGUUCACGCUCUCCCCCGGACAGCCAGGGAAACAGGCCCGCGCACCUGCACGCCGGGGAGCUGGGACAGGCCAGCGCCCUCUCCUGAAAGUCAAGGGUGCCACCAGGGCAGUGCAUGGACCAACGGCGCUGCUCUGCCCGGGGCAGCCAGGGACCACCCACCGAAGGGCAGGCUCUCCAGAAACUGGGUCAGGGCCUCCAUACUCACCAUCUGGAAAUGCCGGAGACAGGUAUGACCUGACCCUGCCCAGCAACGCCCCGACAACGACAAGGCCUCCCGGGAGGCCCCACGCCCCGGAAGGCUGCGCGAGGUCAGCGCUGUGACAAACCAGUUGGCUCCUUGCGGAUGUCUCCCUGCGGCUCACUCAGAUGCCGGAGACGAGCAGGUGCUCAAGCAUGACGCUGCCCUGUGAACCAGGACACCCAUAUCGGAGAGAUGGAAUGGACAUCGUACAAUGAGAAAGUAAUGCUCAGACGUUUAGCAAGAAAUCUGCGGAACUUAUACGGAAAAAAAUUUUCAAGCCCUUACCCCGGGACAGUGAAAAAAAAAGACUUAAAUGUAUAUGGGUAUUCCUGCCUAGUGUUCGAUAUCAUAAAUAUUUAAUAACCCUCAAGUUAACCUGUCCAUCCAAGCAAUUCAGUCAAUAUUCCAGUGGGGGGGGGCCUGGGCGGCUCAGAUCUG
Molecule: messenger RNA, 1827 nt
Organism: Ailuropoda melanoleuca (giant panda)
Lineage: Eukaryota; Metazoa; Chordata; Mammalia; Carnivora; Ursidae
Product: lipocalin 1-like
Exons: 6
Coding region: 151-705 (184 amino acids)
Molecular function (GO): small molecule binding
Source: RefSeq, a predicted model, not a curated record